GUUGCCAGCGCGUUCCCGAUCCCGGCGUCUGCUGGACUUAUGUUUGAUCCGAUCGGCGCAUAUUCAAUGGGCGGGUCUUCGGGCGCCACGAACCUGAAGCCGGUCAAGGCCGAUCCGCUCCGACCCAACAGCGGAAUCACGCUUUUGCGCGAGGUCUUUGACGGCUACCUUCCUGACGGCGGCCUGCUGAAGUGGUACGAGCAGCAUCUGGCGGACGACUUCCAGGCGGUGUUUGAGGGCGGCAAGGUGAAGCUCGACAAGCAGGCGUACCUCGCCGUGACGGCCGACCUGCUCAAGUCCUUCCCAGACUUCACGUACACCCGCAGCGGCCCGAUCGCGUACGCAGACAGCCCAAACAUCGUCGUCUGGACCGCCGUCGUCAAGGGCACCCACUCGGGCGCACCGUACUCGCCGCUGCCAGGCGUGCCGCCCGUCUCGGCGAAGAGCCCUCCCGUCGCGUGUCGCAACGACCCCGAGAAGAUCACGCUCAACUUUGCCUCGGGCAGCGGGCUGCAGACCAUCUCGAGGAUCACCGUCGAGCAGAAGCUCAGCGGCGGCGGCGGCUACUCCGGGCCCGUCGGCUUCUACUUGCAGGCUGGCGGCGACGCAUCCAAGGUGCCGCAAUGAGAGAGAUACCGCGUGCAGCCGAGGGCAUUUUCUGCGCGCUCAAAACUAGGCAUUUUCU
This is a messenger RNA of Emiliania huxleyi CCMP1516, 685 nucleotides long. RefSeq lists its product as hypothetical. Bases 40 to 627 code for a protein of 195 amino acids. The record is from RefSeq and is a predicted model, not a curated record. NCBI's taxonomy places the organism in Eukaryota, Haptophyta, Isochrysidales, Noelaerhabdaceae. The transcript has 4 exons.